Molecule: messenger RNA, 1614 nt
Organism: Xenia sp. Carnegie-2017
Lineage: Eukaryota; Metazoa; Cnidaria; Anthozoa; Malacalcyonacea; Xeniidae
Product: protein ALP1-like
Exons: 1
Coding region: 148-1461 (437 amino acids)
Source: RefSeq, a predicted model, not a curated record
ACAUGCGCCGAAUCAAAUCUGAGUUUUAGUCGACUAAAAUAGUUUUAUGCGUAGUUUGAUUCAGACGUCGAAUUUAAUAGUCGCAUUUAUUAUAGUUAUGCUUCCACUUUUUCAUGUUUAUUCAUUUUCUUGUACUAAUUUCCUAAAAUGGCGGACAGGAAAAUGUUGAGUUUGUGCAUUUCAAAUAUGAUUCGUGUUAAUAGGAGAAGGCGAAUAUUGAUGCAUGUUGCAGCAAAUAAAGUAUUAGAAAGGAGACGGCGGCUUCUGCAAAUUUUCCAUAUUUUGCUACUGUUAAUUGGUCAAAAAUAUGCCUUCAUACGUAGCCCUCUUUAUCGAUCUUGUCGAAGACAUGAUAGAAAUUCCGGCUGGUGGAAGAAAGUUUGGAGUGUUUAUUCUGAUUUUCGUUUCAAAAAAACAUUUCGUGUAUCUCGAGGAACCUUUCUUUUUAUUUUAAGUCGUAUUCGACCUAUACUUCAAAAGCAAACUGUCACAGAGGAACCCAUUUCUCCGGAGGAGAGACUUGGUAUAUGCCUUUACAGAUUGGGACGAGGAGAUUACUUUUACACCAUCGCUGAGAUGUCAGGAAGAGGAGUAUCAACGGUGAGCACCAUUGUGCAGCAGGUAUGUCAACUUCUCGUUGAAUACUUAUGGCAUGAAACAGUUUCAAAAAACAUGCCGAAAUGUCAGACUGAUUUCGAGAAAAAAAUCGUGGACAUGGAAGAAUUAUGGCAAUUUCCCUGUAGCUGGGCUGCUUUGGAUGGUUGUCAUGUUCCUAUGAAAUGCCCCCCCGGUGGUCUUCAAGCGUGCAAAGAAUAUCAUAACUACAAGAAUUUUUAUUCCAUUGUUUUAAUGGCCUUGGUUGAUUCUAACUACCAAUUUGUGUGGGGUAGCUGCGGUUUUCCUGGGAAUUCCCAUGAUGCUAUCAUCUUCCAGUCUACAAACUUGUGGAAUUCAAUUCAAGAAGGCAUGAUACCAAGCAUGCACAAACAUGUUGACAAAGUUGAAAUACCACCAUUAAUAUUGGCUGACUCAGCCUUUCCACUUCGUAACUGGUUAAUGAAACCGUACUCAAAUGCUGUACUUAGUCCCAUACAAAAAUACUUCAACUACAGACUAAGUAGAGCACGAAUGGUAACUGAAUGUGCUUUUGGGCAACUGAAAGGGCGAUGGCGAGUGCUCUUAAGGAAAAAUGAAGGCAACAUGGACCAUGUUCGCAUUUCGGUUCUUGCAUGCAUGGUUCUUCACAAUAUUUGUAUCAUGCGAGGAGAUACAAUUUCUAAAAAGCUGGACCUGACAUUUAACCCUGACAACAACGAGAGAAGAGACAGAGAAGAAGUACGAAAACUGUUGCAAAUGAGAAAAUGUCAAAAAACCCCAGAUGUUUCAAAAGAAGCGAAAAAAAUUAGAAAUGCACUAUCUGGUAAAUUGUGGACAGAAAAGGAAACUGGGAAAGUUUGUUGACUUAAUACUGAAGCAGUAUGUUUCAUGAGUGGAAAACUUUCACAAAUUGGUUAACUUUAUUACCUUAUUAAAGUGUUUUGUAUGCUUGUAUGUUAUAUAUUAUUUGAUGUUAAUGUUAGUUAAUGAGAUGACACAAUUAGUGUCCUGUUGGAU